UAACACUAUUAAAAAGCAAAAAACAGUAAACCCACAAUAAAUGGGAUGCCCAAGGUUUUUCCAAGAAGUGACCUAUUUCAAAUGACGAUAUUUACAGAUAAAUAUAAAAAAUUGCCAUAAUGGAACAUUACAAAAUAGCAGUUUUCAUACUUUAUUAUUUUUUGCCAAUCAUUAGCGUGCAGUCUGAGGACUUUAGGCAAUGUUGGAACAAAGGUUCUGAGAUGGCGAAGAAUCCAUAUUUCAUUGGAAAUGCGUUUACAUGUUGCAACAAUAUUUUAAUGGACCAUCCAAUGCGACCAAAAAGCGAGCACUGGAGAAAGUGCAUGAGCAUGCAACAAGGAAAUCAAGACACGGAUAUUCCUGCAUCUUUGUGGGAUACUUACAUGUGUGAAUUAUCUAGUGCAUCUGAGGGAGCAAUUUCUGAAGAUUCUCUAACCUACAAGAAAUUCGAAGCAUUCUUCAUGAAAAAUUACCCUGCACUUGUGAAAGAUAAAAUUGUGGCGAAGGACAUGCAGUGCGAAGUCUCGAGUAAUUCCACAAUAACGAAAAAGUUGCAAACUUUUUUGACAUGCUUUUUGAAAGCUGAGGAAGAAGUUUGUCUAACCAUGGCCGGCGUGAAGAUAAUUCCUUCUCCCCCAGUUGAAAAUGACAGAGUUUGUCAACCAAUUGAGUCCUUAUCAAAGCCUAAUCAUGCAUUUGAGACAUUCGCCCAACCCUGCUGCAAAGGAGAAGAGCUUCCAUACCCAUUGUUUGACAUUUUCAUGGACUUUGAUCGCUUUGACAUUGCACCUUCUGUCGUCGCGUGUUCUGAGAAUAUGAAGAACAAACUAAAAGAAUUAAAUCAUCCAAUAGCCUCCGCUAAUGAUAAGCCAUUUACAAUGUGUCAAGUCGCCUGUGUACAUGAAGUGGAUGGUCUGAAAGGGAAAUAUAACACAAAUUUUCAAGAUUUACUCAACUUUAAACUGAAAUCAAUCUCGAAUACCACGAAGGCAACUCUCAUCUCAACAAUAUCCAAAUAUCAACCAAAGUUUCAACUUUUUGGGAGUGAGGAUAGCAUUCCAAUUGAAGAAGCAGGCAAUGUGAUUGCAAAAUUAGACGAAGCUCAACAGAUACUCAACUAUUGUAAAUUCCAAUUUCACGCAUCUGCCGAAGCUUAUCGGGCUCUUUACGAGUACUGUUACAAUGCCGAAUAUGGAAAUCAGUUCAGAGAAGAUAUCAUUAAAAUGUAAAGUUGAACCAGAAAGUGCAAUUAAUUUAUCACUUGUUUAUUAAAUGUCAUAAAAAUUUAUAUUGCUUUAUAUAACGCUAUAAUGAUUACAUAAUAAGAUUCUAUCCUUCAUUUUUCCCGUUA
Messenger RNA from Folsomia candida, 1351 nucleotides. RefSeq lists its product as uncharacterized. The coding region runs from base 120 to 1229 and encodes 369 amino acids. The transcript has 10 exons. NCBI's taxonomy places the organism in Eukaryota, Metazoa, Arthropoda, Collembola, Entomobryomorpha, Isotomidae. The record is from RefSeq and is a predicted model, not a curated record.